Acanthosepion pharaonis is the source of this 1698-nucleotide messenger RNA. The record is from the annotation of a GenBank genome assembly. NCBI's taxonomy places the organism in Eukaryota, Metazoa, Mollusca, Cephalopoda, Sepiida, Sepiidae.
AUGAUGGAAGAGUUAGGGCGGGAUGCGCAGAAAUGGGCCAACACGAUCGCUGACAAAGGAUACCUUCAAUACAGUGAGACGACAGGUGUAGGUGAAAGUAUCACUUUCCUUGAAUUAAACGGGAAGCAGCCGUCAGGAAAUGAACUCGCCAAAUCAUGGUACGCUGAAAUUGAACAGUAUGAUUUUGAUAAUCCACGUUGGAGAAAAGGUGCCAAACAUUUCACGCAGAUGUUGUGGAAAGGAACCACGGAGAUUGGGCCGGUAGCUUUUCUAACCUUCUUAAACUGUACGUCAUACCCGAAAAUAUUCAUUUUCUUUUCUUUCUUUUUUAGUUUAUAUCUCCCGGAAUACCACAUUACCGAAUCCCCCAUUACCGAAUCUCCCAUUACCGAAUCCCCCUUUACCGAAUCUCCCAUUACCGAAUCCCACAUUUCCGAAUCCCCCAUUACCAAAUCACCCAUUACCGAAUCUCCCAUUACCGAAUCCCCCAUUACCGAAUCCCCCAUUACCGAAUCACCCAUUACCGAAUCUCCCAUUACCGAAUCACCCAUUACCGAAUCUCCCAUUCCCGAAUCCCACAUUACAGAAGCUCCCUUUCCCGAAUCCCACAAUACCGAAUCUUCCAUCACCGAAUCCCCCAUUACUGAAUCCCAAAUUACCGAAUCCCACAUUACCGAAUCCCCUAUUACCGAAUCCCGCAUGGCCGAAUCCCGCAUGGCCGAAUCACACAUUACCGAAUCUCCCAUUACCGAAUCUCCCAUUAUCGAAUCCCGCAUGGCCGAAUCACACAUUACCAAAUCUCCCAUUACCGAAUUCCACAUUUCCGAAUCCCACAUUACCAAAUCUCCCAUUACCGAAUCACACAUUACCGAAUCACCCAUUACUGAAUCAUCCAUUAACGAAUCCCCUAUUACCGAAUCACCCAUUACAGAAUUCCCCAUUACCGAAUUCCCCAUUACCGAAUCUCCCAUUACCGAAGCCCACAUUACCGAAGCCCAUAUUACCGAAUCUCACAUUACCGAAAAAAACAUUACCAAAUCUCCCAUUACUGAAACCAACAUUACCGAAUCUCCCAUUACCGAAUCUCCCAUUACCGAAUCCCGCAUAACCGAAUCUCCCAUUACCGAAUCCCCCAUUACCGAAUCUCCCAUUACCGAAUCCACCAAUUCCCGAAUCCCUCAUUACCAAAUCUUCCAUUACCGAAUCUCCCGUUACCGAAUCACCCAUUACCGAAUCUCACAUUACCGAAUCCAACAUUACCGAAUCCCCCAUUGCCGAAUCCCCCAUUACCGAAUCCCACAUUACCGAAUCCAACAUUACCGAAUACCCCAUUACCGAAUCCAACAUUACCGAAUCCCACAUUACCGAAUCCAACAUUACCGAAUCUCCCAUUACCGAAUACCCCAUUACCGAAUCCAACAUUACCGAAUAGCCCAUUACCGAAUCCAACAUUACCGAAUCCCACAUUACCGAAUCUCCCAUUACCGAAUCCCCCAUUACCGAAUCCCACAGUACGAAUCCCACAUUACCGAAUCCAACAUUACCGAAUCCAACAUUACCGAAUCACCCAUUACCGAAUCUCCCAUUUCCGAAUCCCCCAUUGCCGAAUCCCCCAUUGCCGAAUCCCCCAUUGCCGAAUCCCCCAUUACCGAAUCCAACAUUACCGAAUCCAACAUUACCGAAUCUCCCAUUACCUAA